AGUACUAUCGAAUCAGUACAUUUCUAGAUGUUUGUGAGGUUAAGUGACAAGUAGGAGGCCUAAGAACUUUUGUCACAAGCAAACUUUGGCUUUAACAGGAUGAAAAUUGGAAUUGUGGGCGCUGGAGCGGCUGGAUUGGCCGCUCUUCGACACUCCCUACAACAGGGUCAUGAGUGUGUUGUAUUCGAGAAAACUGACAAAAUUGGAGGAACCUGGAAUUAUACUGAUGAUCUAGAUGUGGACAGCUAUGGAUUACCCGUACAUUCUUCUAUGUAUCAAGGAUUAAUGACCAAUCUUCCAAAAGAGUUAAUGGAAUAUGAAGAUUUUCCUUACAGCGAAGUAGAUAAAUCUUUCAUUGAUCAGAAGACAGUUCUAAACUACAUAGAACGAUUUGCUGACCGCUACAACUUACAUCCGUACAUUAAAUUUUUACAUCACGUUAUCAGAGUAAAUCCGCUCCCAAAUAAUAAAUGGGCGUUCAAGGAAGAAAAUCUCAAAACGAAAGAAAUCACGGACCACACAUUUGACGCAAUUAUGAUUUGUAUCGGCAACUAUUCAGUUCCAAAGUUGCCUGAGAUCUCAGGAAUGGAACUAUUAGGUUCCAAAGCAAUCCACAGCCACAACUAUAGAAAAUCUGAUGCAUACGAAGGGAAAAAAGUCCUUGUAAUUGGAGCUGGACCUUCAGGCAUUGAUAUAGCCAGACUUGUGGGCAAAGUUGCGGACAAAGUUUUCAUUAGUUACGGAGGGACAUUUUUCUUUAAAACACCAAACUACGUGAUCCAUAAACCCCUUGUUGAAAGCUUUGAGUCGGAUAAAGUUAAGUUUACGGAUGAAACUGAAGAGGAAAUAGACAACGUUAUAUAUUGCACAGGCUACCAAUAUUCUUACCCAUUCCUUACGCCCGAAUGCGGUAUUCGAGUAGAAGAUAAUUGGGUAAAAUACCUCUACAAACACAUUGUUAACGUAGAUCAUCCCACAAUGGGAUUUAUUGGGAUCACUUUCAAAGUGUGCCCGUUUCCAACAUUCGAUAUUCAAGUGCGAUUCUUUCUUGAAUUUAUCAAAAAUCCGUCUCGCUUUUUCCGAGAAGAAAUGGUGACAGAUAUACUAAAGGACGUCCAUCUAAAAGCAGUACCGCCCCAUCAUGUCCACCUUAUUGGGAUGCCUCUACAUCGGACUUAUUUCGAAGAUUUGGCAAAUACAGUGAAAAUCAGAAAAGUUAGACCGGUAAUUCAUAGGCUCUACGAGGUGCUGAGCAAUAAUCGAAAUGUUGAUAAAAGGUAUAGAAUAUUGAACGACGAAGAAUUUACUGAAAUUAAGUUUGACGUAGAUUAUUCAUAUAAAAUGACGCAAGCUCUAACGUGGAAAGAACUCGCAGAAGAGGAAAACCAGCCCUACUUUAACAACGUUUUGGAGUUUGUGGCCAAAGAGCGUGCGUCCGGAAUUACCAUCUAUCCACCAGACGAAGACGUUUUCAAUGCCUUUUGCACCGAACUGAAAGCGGUUAAAGUCGUAAUUCUCGGUCAGGAUCCCUAUCAUGGCCCCAACCAGGCACACGGUCUCUCAUUUUCUGUUAAGCCAAGCGAGAAAAUUCCGCCCUCCUUGAAGAAUAUUUACAAAGAACUAGAGAGUGAUCCUGCCAUUAGCAACUUUACGAUACCAAAACACGGACAUCUGCAAAAAUGGGCGGAACAGGGAGUGUUGUUACUCAACACGGUUCUAACGGUACAGAAGGGCAAGGCGAAGUCUCACGCCAAUCGGGGUUGGGAGAAGUUUACGGAUAAGGUGAUCAAAGUGCUCAGUAUGUAUGGUGAGGGAAUAGUGUUCCUGCUAUGGGGCGCCGAUGCGCACAAAAAAACAGCGAUAAUCGACCCGAAGAAACACCAUGUCCUCAAGGCGCCACAUCCCUCUCCAUUAUCCGCUCAUCGCGGCUUUUUAGGGUGUAAGCAUUUUUCUACAACCAAUUCAUUGCUAGAAGACCAAGGCAAAAAACCAAUUGACUGGUAUCUACCUGCCGAAAUAACGCUCAUCGCAAUAUCGACUUCAGUUGAAUUUGUUAAGACUUUGUUUCGUCGAUUUUUUUCAAACAAUUUUUCGAAAAUGCGCGUUGGUAUUAUUGGAGCUGGAGCUGCUGGACUAGCAGCUGCCCGGCACGUGUCCAGUUAUGGAUUCGAUCUGGAUGUCUUUGAAAUGGGUGCCCAACUUGGAGGCACAUGGGUUUACACUGACGAUGUUGGAAAGGACCGAUAUGGAUAUCCGGUUUAUUCAGCAAUGUACAAAGGAUUGAGAACCAACYUGCCGAAGGAAGUGAUGGGUUAUCCGGACUUUCCCAUACCGGAACAAAAAAAAUCCUACUUAACCCAAGCGGAAAUACUCGAUUUUCUCAAUCUCUACGCCGAAAACUUUGGGUUGAAAAAAUAUAUCAAGUGUAACACGAUGGUAAUGGAUGUGCGCCCCGUAGACAAUCAAUGGAAAAUAACUUGCGUGGACAAACCGACUGGACAAAUAUUCGUCAACUUGUAUGAUUCUGUAAUGAUCUGCAAUGGUCACUAUAAUGACCCAAUAACGCCCAGCAUACCAGGUCAAGAGCUUUUUGCCGGCACCAUAGAGCACAGUCACAAUUAUAGGGACCCCGAACGGUUCAGAGGACAAAAAGUGCUUGUAGUGGGAGCGGGACCAUCAGGACUUGAUCUGACUCUGCACAUUUCUUCAGUAGCCGAUUACGUUGUGCUCAGUCACCGAGUAGCCGAACCCAUUAAAACCCAGUAUCCAGCCAAUGUGGAAAUUAGACCCGACAUUAAACGUAUUCUGGACUUCGACAAGGUGGAGUUUAUCGACGGUACUUGUUGUGGCUUCAACGCUAUACUCUUCUGUACCGGGUACAGAUACAGCUUCCCAUUCCUGCACGAUUCCUGCGAAAUCUCCAUCGAUGAUAAUCACAUUCAACCCCUCUACAAGCACAUGAUUCACAUAGACAAGCCCACCAUGUGUUUCAUUGGAAUACCCUUCAAUGUGUGUACUUUCCAGAUGUUUGAUCUACAGGCAAGGUAUUACUGUAAGUACCUUAACGGGCUGAUGAGUCUGCCAUCGGCGGAAGAAAUGAGGGUGCACACUCAAGAAGAUAUGGAAAAUCGUCAAGCGAAGGGGUACACGAAGCGCCAAAUGCACAUGAUGGGUCCGGAUCAACAGUCUUAUUACAAUGAGCUGGCUCAUGAUGCGCAAACUGCUCCCAUUCCCCCAGUACUAGUCAAACUGAGGGAUUUAAGUGUGAAGCGGCUCUAUGAUGAUCUAGUGAACUUCAGGGAGGAUCAGUACAAAAUCCUGGAUGAACAGAACUUUGUAAAGGUAUCCAACUAGGCAGAGGCUUCCUAAAUUAAUCCGGUGACAACAAAAGUAUUUAAUAGGUUUAUACAUAUUAAGUGUAGCUUCUUUGUAACAUUAAAAAACUUUCAUACUUUGA
Molecule: messenger RNA, 3457 nt
Organism: Dendroctonus ponderosae (mountain pine beetle)
Lineage: Eukaryota; Metazoa; Arthropoda; Insecta; Coleoptera; Curculionidae
Exons: 16
Coding region: 100-3354 (1084 amino acids)
Biological process (GO): base-excision repair
Molecular function (GO): NADP binding; flavin adenine dinucleotide binding; uracil DNA N-glycosylase activity
Source: RefSeq, a predicted model, not a curated record